UUAACGAGCAAGACUCUGGUUAAGCUGAGACUGGGAACACAAAUAUAUCUCGACAAGUUAGAACCAGAUGCGUAUCUUCCAGCGCUUAAGAGCCUCGUCAUAGACUCUAUUGUUUUUGAAGGUGACGAUCUGUGUGAUGUGCUUCUACGUGGUUGUCCUGUGCUGGAGGAGUUAUAUGUACGUCACGAAAAUUGUGAAGGAACCCCAUUCUGUAUAUGUAGUUCGACCAUCAAGAACUAUGACUUUGAGAUUUUAAGGGGUGGUAUGUCGUUUGACACCCCAAGUCUUGUCUACUACCGCGACUAUGCGUUAGAGGAGUACACAGAUGUGAACUUGGCUUCCCUAGUGGAAGCUAGGCUAGAUAUUCUUUUUUCUAUAAGGAUCAAAGAUCCGGAUCUAUCGGGUCUCAUUAUAGGGAUAAGCAACGUCGAGAUCCUGCAUCUUUCUCCCGCUUCUGCUGAUGUCAUUGCUCGAUGUGUUGAAAAUGGACUAGUUUUACCGGUGUUCAAGAAUCUGGUUAGCUUAUCUUUUGGGAGUAACAACAAACGAGGUUGGAAACUGCUGCCGUAUCUGCUUAAGCAGACUCCAAAGCUUGAAACUCUAAUCAUCCAGGGUCUGGAGGGUUACGCAGGCAAUGCUACCAUUCGUCCCUUCCAAGUGAAGGUGGAUGAACUGCUAAAGCGUUGGAUCACUUGAAGAGUUUUCUUGGAUGAUGCCAGAAGUUCAUAAACCAAUAAGGAAGUUUCGUCCAAGUGCAAGAUCGAUGUACUAUGCUUCUUCUAAGCUUGUAUAAAUAUUGUGCAACAUUAAACUCUUAUAUUUAUUUAUGCACAUUGCCCUUGCCGCUUUUCUUUUUGUAAACCCAUAACUUUAUUUGCUUCUCUUAAAGUGGAAUUUAUAAUCUUUUACAACA
Molecule: messenger RNA, 913 nt
Organism: Brassica napus (rape)
Lineage: Eukaryota; Viridiplantae; Streptophyta; Magnoliopsida; Brassicales; Brassicaceae
Product: F-box/LRR-repeat protein At1g06630
Source: RefSeq, a predicted model, not a curated record